Molecule: messenger RNA, 3495 nt
Organism: Mus pahari (shrew mouse)
Lineage: Eukaryota; Metazoa; Chordata; Mammalia; Rodentia; Muridae
Gene: R3hcc1l
Product: R3H domain and coiled-coil containing 1 like
Exons: 8
Coding region: 47-1858 (603 amino acids)
Source: RefSeq, a predicted model, not a curated record
UGGCGGCGGAAGAGGAGAGCGAUAGCGUCCCGAUCAAAGUGGUGCCAUGCAGCAAGAAGCAGAGAGAUGUAGAGUUCGAACCAAAAGGCCUGACAUGGCACUCUAUGUUCCUAAAGCUCGAAGGGGAACAGCUCUCCUCAAGCCAGGUGACCAGGAGGAAGGUCAUGGGCCUUCUGCCUUUGUGUCAAAAGAUCAAAAAGAAGGUUGUCUUCCCCAGAAGAUCUCUGCAAGUAAACCCGAGUCCCAAAGACUACGUGCAGGUCAUUCUGAUAGAAGGGAUAUUGACUGUAGGGAAGGAAAGAGAUGUUCAUCAAAAGUAAGGAAAGACGGGUGCCCACAAAAAAAGAAUAAAGAGAAGGCUUGCUCUAAGAAAGGAACUGAAGAGUCCAUAGAAGCCUCGUCCCAAGAACAUCAGUGCCGAGCUCCUGAUGCUGGGAUUACGUCUAGUGUACCUUUACAAAGACUUCUUAAACCAAAGGAGGUGGACUGUUUGGAAGUUCAGACUGCAGGAGUGACAGGACACUGGGGGUUGUCUCCAUCUCAGUCGUCCUCAGAAGUCAGUGCUGCUCAGGUUUCAAACAGACCAUUCCAGAAUGUGGAACUCUGUGAUUUCAGUGGGGAAACUUUUGUAAAUAGAAAUUUGGAAAGCAGCAUUGUAACUGAGGCCAAAGUUCCGGAGCUAGUCUCCCAAUUUCCUCAAGUUGUUACCGCUCUGCUGAAACCAGACGGUAUGGCUAUGCCAGUAACACUAGGUUCUGAUUCUGAAACUGCACCAUCCAAUAUGGAAACAUCAGAUGGAAUGUCAAAGCACAGUCCUGGGAACAUCUCUGCGGUUUCUGUUCCUGGAGGUCCAGAUGAACAUGUUGAUUCAACUUUUGAAGACUUUGAAGUUGAGAGUGAGGAGUCAACAGGAAAGUUGAUAGAAAGUGUGCCAGAUUGUGCUUCCUCUUUACCCAUAAAGACGACUGCUGAUAGCAAUAGUACCACUCGUCUGGACUCUGAACUGAGGAUGUCACAUGCGUCAGAUGUACCUUUGGAGAGUGCCUUGGGCAGUGAUCUGGAUACUACUGAGAUGACAGAGGCCUUGCACGACCUAAAAACUGCUGAAGAGUUUAAAACAAAAGAGGAAGAUGACUCAGAGAGUGUAGUGUGUGGCAUAUCAUUUUCUGAUUCAUCUGUGGAAACAUCUGUAGAUCUAAAAACAACAGACACUUCUCACAUACAAGGAAGUAUUGCUGUGGAGGAAAGCUGGGAAUCUAUGUUUAAUGAUGAUGGUGAUUGUGUAGCUCCAUGUCUUCUACAAGAGUUCUCUGGGAAUAUGAAGAACAGAAAAAGCAUCCAGGAGCCUAGAUUUGAUUAUUACAGCCAUGAACUUCCUGAUAUUGACCUCAGUGAAUGUGAAUUCCCACAUGUCAUUGAAAUUUAUGACUUUCCUCAAGAAUUUCGUACAGAAGACCUUUUGCGGAUUUUCUGCAGUUACCAAAAGAAAGGAUUUGAUAUUAAAUGGGUAGAUGAUACACAUGCCUUAGGAAUUUUCUCCAGUCCAAUCACAGCUCGAGAUGCCCUGGGUAUUAAACAUACCAUGGUGAAGAUCCGUCCCUUGUCACAGGCCACAAGAGCAGCCAAGGCCAAAGCUAGAGCAUGUGCUGAGUUUCUCCAGCCAGCAAAGGAACGACCUGAGACUUCAGCAGCCUUAGCCAGAAGGCUAGUCAUCAGUGCCCUUGGGGUUCGAAGCAAACAGAGCAAAUCUGAACGGGAAGCAGAGCUCAGGAAACUUCAGGAAGCCCGAGAGAGAAAACGGUUGGAAGCCAAGCAACGAGAAGACAUCUGGGAAGGCAGAGACCAAUCUAUGGUUUGAAUAUCGGUUCCUGAAAGGAAUGAAUCCAUGAAUUCUGAAGUGUUUGAUAUUCUUGAGACAUGAGGAUCUUUCCAAAGCUGUGCACAUGCAGAUGAGCAUGUUAAGGAAAACGUGAACAAAACAGACGACUUGGAGAACAAGGGUCCAGUCCUCACUCUUGAAUUCAGACCUGUCCACUGUGACAGAGAUGUUAAAAGGAAUUGUCAUGUGGGAAAGAAAAUGGAAGUGGCUUCUAAGCGUCCUGGGUGGAACAGGUCAUGUUCAUGUGGGUCAGGCCUCCAGGAAGUCUGAAGCAAAUGUAAAGCAAAACAGAGGAUUCAAGCCCGCAGUGAUAGGAGUUGGAGGUCCGUGGCAGGGCGUUCCUUAGUACUUCUCAGAGUUGAGAACUGCAGGAUGAGGGGCAGCAGUAAGAGGGGGAGUGGAAGUAGCUCACAGACAGGAGUGCCUGGUGCACUUGGUGCAUACAGGGACUACACUGCUGGCCCAGAACUCCAGAGCCACUGAACCACGGCGCAUCUUGGGUAUUUGUCUCCUUAGUGUGUACUAAGCUUGGGGCCUGGUACUGCUCCAGCUGCACAGCAGCCGGGUCUGCUGCCUUCCUUCCUCACAAGAACCAGCCCUAGGAAGCUGAGUGCCGCUCCAGUUUAAUCAGUGAUAUGUUGUGAGAGGGAGAAAUUAAAGGCUAUUUUAUAACAUAAAUCAUUAUGGUGUUUAUAAAUCUUAACCCCUACCCAAAAACCAACAUCAGAAGAAAACAGAAAAACCUGUAGAUGCGUUCUCUAGUCUUCAUGUCUCUGAUGAUAUGCCUGGUUUAAACAGGUUCUAACUUUUAUCAGCCCAGCGAGUAUAGUGCUCUCUGUCUUUUCUGCCCUAGAGUAGAUCCCUAAGUGUCGUCUUGGCAGUUCUGUGUGGCAGCUUCUCUUGCCCUCAUCUCCUCAUGCAUCUUCCCUCCAACCUCUUGCAUUUCUCCAUAGCUGUCAAAUCUGACACCCUACAGGGAACAUCUGGCACACAGUAUGUUCUUGGUACGAUCUUAGCCUGUGCCAGAGGGGCUUGGCAAGCCGUGCCAGACCAUCCAGUACAGUGAUGAGCCGAGCCGCAGGAUAAAAUAAACACCUCUAGCAGUGAACAGUUUCCAAAAGGACACGGACAGGUUAGAGCCUCCAACUCGGCCUUUUCUGUCUCGUAGCUGCCUUCUUGGUGGUUUUGGAAAGUAGUUCUGUGCUGGGGAGACGGUGGAGCUAGUCUUUAAGGUGCUGAAGUGGCAGGAACUGCUGUCACAUUGUGUUUUCAACUGGGGCAGAAGCUUCUUUUUAUACCCGUGACAAUGAUGGAUUAUUAGCUUUGUCUAGAGCGUGGUAGAAUGGGGCUCUUCAAAUAUCCCUCGAUGACCCUGGCCAGAGUCCUGACCUUCCCCUGUUGCUAGUCCUGGCUGGAGCUCUGUCACAGUUCUUCAGCAUUGUUUCUUCACUCCAGGUUUGCCUUUCCAGAGGCUCUGUACAGUGCCAUCAUUCCAUAUGUGGGAAGGCAUUGUUUUCCUGAUGCUCUGUUUCUGCUCAGGUCUUCGGCUUCCACUGUAUGGCCUGUGCUGUGCUUACGCUGCUUUGUUUGAGCAGUGGGUACAAUGAAAGAAAAUA